This is a messenger RNA of Solanum tuberosum (potato), 4795 nucleotides long. RefSeq names its product nuclear pore complex protein NUP155. Lineage: Eukaryota; Viridiplantae; Streptophyta; Magnoliopsida; Solanales; Solanaceae. Gene Ontology annotation, biological process: protein import into nucleus; transcription-dependent tethering of RNA polymerase II gene DNA at nuclear periphery; RNA export from nucleus. The record is from RefSeq and is a predicted model, not a curated record. The transcript is spliced from 13 exons. Gene Ontology annotation, cellular component: nuclear pore inner ring; nuclear pore. Gene Ontology annotation, molecular function: structural constituent of nuclear pore. Bases 146 to 4591 code for a protein of 1481 amino acids.
CUAAAACCCUACUCCAUUGUUACUCCCAGUUCAAUUUUCCAGUUGCUCAGUGCUCUAGAAUUUACAAAUAGUUCCAUUUAGGGCUUGGAUUAACACCUACAACAGCUAAGCUCAGUUCAAGCCCUAGCGAUUUUUUUGAGCGAAUAUGUCAGGGGACAAUGAGAUUGUAAUGCGUGAUGUUACUAAUGCUGGACUUGUAGUUAGUGACCGCAUUGGCCGUGAUGUAGCUUCUCAAAUCGAUCUGGAAGAUGCAUUGGAAGCUUCUAGAUAUGCCAGUCAUCCUUAUACUGCUCAACCCCGUGAGUGGCCUCCUUUAGUGGAAGUCGUGGACUCUUGGGAGUUGCCUUCUGUAUUGAUUGAGAGAUAUAAUGCAUCCAGUGGAGAAGGAACUGCAUUAUGUGGAGUAUUUCCUGAAAUUCGCAGAGCUUGGGCAUCAGUGGACAACACAUUGUUUCUUUGGCGGUUCGAUAAGUGGGAUGGUCACUGUCCUGAAUAUAGUGGAGAUGAACAAGCUAUAUGCGUUGUUGGCCUAGCCAAAGUCAAACCUGGAAUUUUCGUGGAGGCCAUCCAGUAUCUUCUGAUCUUGGCAACUCCUGCUGAGUUGAUCCUUGUAGGUGUAUGUUGUUCUGCAAGCAGUGACGGAACUGAUCCAUAUGCUGAGGUGUCACUUCAGCCAUUACCAGAUUAUACAAUUCCAUCUGAUGGAGUGACCAUGACAUGUAUCAGUUCCACAGACAGAGGUCACAUUUUCCUUGCAGGCCGUGAUGGCCACAUUUAUGAAUUGCAGUACUCAACUGGUUCGGGGUGGCAGAAGCGAUGCCGCAAGCUCUGUCUAACUGCAGGUCUUGGAAGUGUCAUAUCAAGGUGGGUGGUGCCAAAUGUUUUCAAGUUUGGAGCCGUAGACCCCAUUGUUGAAAUGGUCAUUGAUAAUGAGAGACACAUCUUAUAUGCACGUACCGAAGAGAUGAAAAUUCUAAUGUUUUCUCUUGGAGAAAAUGGGGAUGGGCCCCUUAAAAAAGUAGCAGAAGAAAGAAAUUUGAUAAAUCAGAGGGAUUCUUAUGGUGGUAGGCAACCAGCUGGUUCAAGGGCUCCUAGAUCAGCCAAAACAACCAUUGUUUCCAUCUCACCGUUAUCCGUCUUAGAAUCAAAAUGGCUACACCUUGUUGCUGUGCUAUCAGAUGGCAGAAGGAUGUAUCUUUCCACGUCUUCUUCUGGAGGAAACAAUAGUACUGCUGGAAGUUUCGGUGGUCUUAACCAUCAAAAGCCAAACUGCUUAAAAGUUGUAACAACUAGGCCAGCUCCUCCUCUAGGGGCAGGUAGUGGGCUUCCAUUUGGAGCUGUAUCUCUUGCUAGUAGAUCACAGAGUGAAGAUCUGUCACUGAAGAUAGAAUCAGCCUAUUAUUCUGCUGGGACUCUUGUCCUUUCUGAUUCAUCUCCAUCAACUGUUUCUUCUCUUCUUAUUGUAAAUCGGGAUUCAAGUUCUCAAUCUUCUUCAAGUAGCUUGGGAGCAGGUGCUAGGAGUUCCCGCCCACUCCGUGAAUUGGUGUCAUCCCUGCCCAUUGAAGGAAGGAUGCUUUUCGUGGCAGAUAUUCUACCCCUACCAGAUACAGCAGCCGCGGUGCAGUCACUUUAUUUACAGCUGGAGUUCGGCUAUGAUAACUCAGGGGAAUCCUGUGAAAGAACUUCGGGUAAACUUUGGGCUAGAGGUGAUCUUUCAACCCAACAUAUAUUACCAAGAAGGAGAAUCGUCAUAUUCAGCACUAUGGGUAUGAUGGAAGUAGUUUUUAACAGACCAGUCGAUGUACUCAGGAGACUAUUGGAAUCCAAUUCACCUAGGUCAUUAUUAGAGGAUUUCUUCAGUCGUUUUGGAUCUGGAGAGUCUGCUGCCAUGUGUUUAAUGCUUGCUGCGAGGAUAAUCUAUACCGAGACCUUAGUAAGUAAUGUUGCUGCUGAGAGGGCAGCUGAAGCAUAUGAGGAUCCAAGACUUGUUGGAGUACCACAGCUAGAAGGUAGUGGUGCAUUUUCAAAUACUAGAGCUCCAGCUGGAGGAUUUAGCAUGGGCCAGGUUGUGCAGGAAGCUGAGCCUGUUUUCUCCGGUGCUCAUGAAGGUCUUUGCUUAUGCUCAUCAAGGUUACUUCUACCUUUGUGGGAGCUUCCUGUUUUCAUCACGAAAGGAAGCAUAACUUCUUCAGACACAUUUGACAAUGUAGUAAUUGUCUGCCGACUUCCUGGUGAGACGAUGCAAAUCCUGGAAGACAAGAUGCGUUCUUUAGAGAAGUUCCUGAGAUCUAGGAGGAAUCAGAGAAGGGGACUUUAUGGUUGUGUUGCUGGCCUAGGUGACUUGACAGGCUCAAUUUUGAUUGGAACUGGCUCGGAUAUGGGGGCUGGUGACAGAAGUAUGGUAAGAAAUCUAUUUGGAUCUUAUGCUCGCAAUGUUGAGUCCAAUGAAGGUGGAUCUUCAAACAAAAGGCAACGACUUCCUUAUAGUUCUGCAGAGCUUGCUGCCAUGGAGGUUAGAGCAAUGGAGUGUAUCAGGCAAUUGCUCCUUAGAUGUGGCGAAGCCCUAUUUUUGCUGCAACUUCUUACACAACAUCAUGUGACACGGUUGAUUCAGAAUUUUGAAGCUAAUAUCAAGCAGGCCCUAGUUCAGUUGACAUUCCAUCAACUAGUUUGUUCAGAAGAGGGAGAUAGACUUGCUACGAGACUUGUAUCUGCCCUCAUGGAGCAUUACACUGGUCCGGAUGGCAGGGGAACUGUUGACGACAUAAGUGGUAGACUACGAGAGGGUUGCCCAAGUUAUUACAAAGAAUCUGAUUACAAGUUCUACUUAGCAGUUGAAUCUCUUGAUAGAGCUGCUUCUACAUUAGAUGCAGAGGAGAGAGAAAACCUUGCGAGAGAGGCAUUCAACUACCUAAGCAAAGUUCCAGAGUCUGCAGAUCUGCGGACUGUAUGUAAACGUUUUGAAGAUCUGAGAUUUUAUGAAGCUGUGGUCCUAUUACCUCUGCAAAAGGCACAAGCUCUUGACCCUGCUGGCGAUGCUUUUAAUGAGCAAAUAGAUGCUGGAAUUCGAGAUCUUGCACUUGCUCAACGUGAGCAGUGCUAUGAGAUUAUUUUCAGCGCCUUGCAUUCUUUAAAAGGUGAAGCUUCAAAGAGGGAAUUUGGAUCUCCUAUCAGACCUAUUGCUCAAUCUACUCUUGAUCAAACUUCUCGGAAAAAGUUUAUACGCCAGAUUGUCCAACUUGGUGUGCAAUCUUCAGACAGAAUUUUUCAUCUGAAGCUGUAUCAAACCUUAAUUGAUUUGGGCCUGGAAGAUGAACUACUGGAAUAUGGUGGCCCCGAUUUGGUACCUUUUCUGCAAAAUUCUGGUCGUGAACCUACAAAUGAGGUUCAUGUUGUCUCUGCAGUGGCAUCACCAACUUCACCAUUGGCUCAUGCUAGAUUACCUGCACCAUCCAACCAAGCAAAAUAUUUUGAGCUUUUGGCUCGCUAUUAUGUUUUGAAGAGACAGCACGUUCUUGCAGCCCAUGUUUUGGUGAGGCUGGCAGAAAGGCGCUCCACUGAUGCAGGGGAUGCUCCUACUUUAGAACAAAGGCGGCAAUACUUGAGUAAUGCUGUUUUGCAAGCAAAGAGUGCCCAUGAUAGCGAUGGUAUGAGUGGUUCUGCCCGGGGUGCUCUUGACAAUGGGCUGCUUGAUUUGCUCGAAGGAAAGCUUGCUGUUCUUCAGUUUCAAAUUAAAAUUAAAGAUGAACUGGAGGCUAUGUCUUCCAGGUUAGAGUCAUCUACAAGCACAUCUGAAUCUGGUUCUGGUGAAACAUCACCCAAUAUGAGUAAUAUUCUUCGAGAAAAAGCCAAGGAGUUAUCGAUGGAAUUGAAGAGCAUUACACAGUUGUAUAAUGACUAUGCUGUUCCUUUUGAGAUAUGGGAGAUAUGUCUGGAGAUGUUGUACUUUGCUAGCUACUCUGGUGAUGCUGAUAGCAGCAUACUGCGAGAGACAUGGGCUAGGCUCAUUGAUCAAGCUCUUACGAGGGGUGGGAUUGCUGAAGCUUGUGCUGUACUGAAGAGGGUUGGUACCCAUAUGUAUCCUGGAGAUGGAGCUGUUUUACCAUUUGAUACUCUCUGUCUUCACCUUGAGAAGGCUGCACUGGAGCAAGUGGUUUCUGGUGCUGAAUCUGUUGGAGAUGAAGAUAUUCCUAGGGCUCUUUUAGCUGCUUGCAAGGGUGCAGUAGAGCCUGUAUUAAAUACUUAUGACCAGCUGUUAUCCAGUGGGGCAGUGUUGCCAACUCCGAAUCUUAGAUUGCGUCUCCUGCGUUCCGUACUGGCUUUACUUCGUGAAUGGGCACUUUCUGUCUUCGCACAGGGAAUGGGUACAAGUGUUACUGGAGCCUCUCUGAUUCUCGGUGGAACUUUAUCAUUAGGACAGACUGCAGUUGUUAAUCAAGGUGUUCGCGAUAAAAUAACAAGUGCAGCAAAUCGAUACAUGACAGAAGUGCGAAGAUUACCUCUUCCACAAAAUCAGACUGAAGCUGUCUUUCGAGGUUUUCGUGAACUUGAAGAAUCAUUGUUAAGUCCAUUCCCUUUUGAACGGUUUUGAUUUUUGUAAUAUCAUAUGCUUGUACAAUAUCCUGCCUUUUCUUUGUCCUUCACUGCAUAUUUGAUUUGAACAAUAUCAUUUUUUUCUCAAGAACUGUAUUUUAUUAGUUCUGAUUUCAGCAUUGCCCUGAUACUGCUUCCUGUGACAUGUGAUAAUACAUCAAUGACGGAAUUGCCUUAGAAUUGGAAAAUGGUAUUUUAUCGA